This is a messenger RNA of Selaginella moellendorffii, 7289 nucleotides long. Its product is annotated as protein CHROMATIN REMODELING 4. Gene Ontology annotation, molecular function: chromatin binding; ATP binding; ATP-dependent chromatin remodeler activity. The transcript is spliced from 15 exons. Gene Ontology annotation, cellular component: chromatin; nucleus. Lineage: Eukaryota; Viridiplantae; Streptophyta; Lycopodiopsida; Selaginellales; Selaginellaceae. Gene Ontology annotation, biological process: negative regulation of transcription by RNA polymerase II; chromatin remodeling. Bases 507 to 7088 code for a protein of 2193 amino acids. The record is from RefSeq and is a predicted model, not a curated record.
UCUAGCGCCAAUGGCCGGCGCGAGAAUACGUAUCAAUACGCGCAUCGAUAUAAUGAGAAAGUACAACAGACGAACAGGGAAGAGGUGAGCGCUGUGUGCGGAGGGGGCGGCCCCCGCCACGCGGCGCCCUGCCACUGGCGGGAGACCAGCGAUGCCAAUGCUGCCACGCCACGUGGAUGCCGUCAUUGUCUCCCUCUCUCAUUACACUGUGGGCGCUACCAUUCGUUCGUGGCGAGGAGGAGAAGAGCUUGUCUCGUAUCGCCAGUGUCGAUCGCCGCGAGGUCUAGGGUUUUCGUGGAGCGGAGGCGCUGUGGAACGGCUAGGCCGCGGCCGCGAGGCGCCAGUGAUUGCGCCAGCAUUUGAUCGGCUUCCGGGGGAUUUUAGGGUGCCCGCGAGGUUUUGAUCGGGUUUUAGGGCUUGCGGGAGGAGGAAGAAGGAGGAGCUGGGAAGCCGUCCGAGAAUGCGAAGAAUUUCGUUCCACGGGAGAAUGAGGUACCUAUAUAGAUAUGACGCUGGAGAAUGGCGCUACUAUAGAAAAAUCGAAUGACUCCUCUCCAAAGUACUCGAAGAAACGUCGCAAUGGCCGCAAAAAUGGUGGAGCGAAGAUCUGGGCUGCGGCAUCCGAUGAGUUGCAUGCUUCCAACGACGAGGCCGAGGCGUUCGAGCCGGAUAGUCUUGUCUGGGCGAGGAUCGAGGAAAGCCUCUGGUGGCCUGCAUUUGUCCCAUCUCUUGAAAACUUGCCACUCUCUGUCUUAAGGCAAAAGCAGGAAGGCUGGGUUUGCGUUAAGUAUUACAACAAUGCUCUUUGCAACUCCUGCUUUGCCUGGUUGGAACCCAAAGACAUUGUGCUCUAUAACGGUGGCACGGACAUCUUUUGCCAGCAGAUUAUGCCAGAAUCGUCCGAGACUGAAAAGUUUCAAGCGGCUUUAGCUGAGUUGCAAGAAUCUUACAAGGCUCGUUUUAGCGACAGCGAUGUAGCUACCGAGCUCCCUGCGGCCAACAAUAAUGUGGGAGCCGCGUUAGAGGAUCGAAUUAACUUAGACAAGGAACUUUUGAGGAAGUGGAAAAGUGGCCAAGAUGGUGUAGAAGAAGACGGUAGCAUAGCUGGGAUGGAAAACGAAGAAGGUUCUCGGAAGCGGAUCUUGAAGUUGAGGAUUACGAGGUCUUCAGCACCACAUGAAAAACCUACUGCGGAUCGGAAUUCUCCCUCGAAAAGAACCAGGGGAUCUGAUGGGUCUUUUUUCGAAUGUAUGGUUUGCCAAUCUGGCGGAAAUCUUCUUUGCUGUGACCAUUGUCCCCGCGUGUACCAUCUCCAUUGUCUGAGCCCGCCUCUAAAGCGUGCCCCGACAGGUAAAUGGCGAUGCCCAGACUGUAUAGGAGAAUCGGAAAAACCACUGGCAGAGACGGUGGCUGCGAAGAACACUGAAACUGCAAAAGAAGUACGGAGCGAGUCUGAAAGCAAGAACCAAGCUCCAAAUGGUGAAAUUCUCAACAUCUCUAACGAAAAAUCGCAUAAGCGGAGCAGAGAUGAUAUGAUCAAAAGAUUUAAGAAGAAGUCGAGGCUUGACGAUCCUGCAGCUGACAAAUGCCCGCCUUGUGGACUGAAUAAACAGUCCUCCGAGACUUUACUGGAUAAUGGAAGUUCAUUUGGCCCAGAUGGACUUCUUGACGAGGGAGAGGAAUUGAAUAGUACGCCAAAUGUGAAGAGCCUGCCUGCCUGUGACAGUUGUGGUAACACUGGUGGCUCGCUACUCAAAUGCGGACGUUGUGGCAAAUCCUUCCAUCUUUUAUGUAUGGACGCUCCUUUCAAGAGAAUGCCAAGGAGCCGCUGGCUGUGCUCGGAAUGUAGUCCGCUUGAUUCUAGAAAGCGCAAGGAAGAACAACCUAUUCUCCCUGCUGCUUCUUUUGAGGUUGAUCGAAUUGUGGGAUGUCGGCCACAACCAUUAGCCCCGAUGUCUGUGGAAAGAUGCGAGACAGAAGAAAAGAACAAGAUGGACGUCGACACUAUUGUUGGGGCUUCAGAGGGCGAUGUCCAGGACGAAGAGGUAGACGGAAAGAUAGAACUAGAACCAGAGAAAACUAGUGUAGACGAGGCUAUAGAGGAUGCAGGAGGUGGUGAACAACCGGAGGGGGAUGGGAUUGCAAAAGUUGAGCUGCAGCCUCCAGAGGAAUUAGAGUACCUGGUGAAAUGGGUGGGAAAAUCUCACGUGCACAACGAGUGGGUUUGCGAAUCGCGUUUGAAGACUCUUGCAAAACGGAAGCUGGAGAACUACAAAGGCAAGCACGGAACUGUUCCAAAGAAUCUGGUAGACGACAGAUGGACGCAACCUCAAAGGAUCAUUGCUCGCAGGAAGGGACAAGAUCAAACCGAGGAAGUGCUGGUGAAGUGGUAUAGUCUACCUUACGAUGAAUGUACGUGGGAACGGCUUGAUACUGCUUUAGUUCCGGGACUUUUGGACUUGCUGGCAACGUUCCAACUGUUCGAAAGCGAAGCAUUGUCGAGCUCAGAAAGCCGGAAGGUGAAAGACGGACAGGGUGAGCUGGAAGCUGUCAAAGAGCAACCGGCAGAAUUACAAGGUGGCCAGCUCUUUCCUCAUCAAAUGGAAGCCCUCAACUGGCUUCGGAAGUGCUGGCACAAGAAGAAGAACGUUAUACUCGCGGAUGAGAUGGGACUGGGGAAGACCAUAUCCGCCUGCGCGUUUUUGUCGUCGUUGCACUACGAGUUUAAAGUACGCGGGCCUUGCUUAGUGCUGGUUCCAUUGUCGACGAUGCCAAAUUGGAUGGCAGAGUUUGCACUUUGGGCCCCGGGUUUGAACGUCAUCGAAUACCACGGUAGCGUCAAGGCAAGAGCAGUCAUCCGUCAGUACGAGUGGUACGCUUCCAGUCACGGCAGCAAGAAACAGCGGGCAUACAAGUUCAAGGUGAUGCUUACGAAUUACGAGACUGUUAUCAACGAUCCCACGCCGUUGAGGUCUUUGCCUUGGGAAGCUCUCGUGGUUGACGAAGGUCACAGGCUGAAGAACUCAGGCAGCAAGCUCUUCACUCUCCUGAAUACGUUUUCUUUUGCUCAUCGGGUCUUGAUGACUGGAACGCCGAUGCAGAACAAUCUUGGCGAGAUGUACAACCUGCUAAACUUCUUGCUACCGGAGAAGUUCCCAUCCCUGGCGGCGUUUCAGGAAAAGUUUAGUGCCUUGAGCACGGCCGAGCAAGUUGAAGAGAUACGGAAGCUGGUGACUCCUCAUAUGCUAAGGAGGCUCAAGAAGGAUGCAAUGCAAGGCAUCCCUCCAAAGGCAGAGAGGGUCGUUUUAGUGGAGUUGAGCGCAGUACAGGCAGAGUACUACCGGGCCUUACUUACAAAAAACUACCAGCUGCUACGGCAAGGAACCAAGAGCCAGCAGUCGAUGAUCAACAUUAUCAUGCAGCUCAGAAAAGUUUGCAACCAUCCUUAUCUUAUCCCGGGUACUGAGCCAGAAUCCGGGACGGGCGAGUUUUUGCAUGAGAUGCGUAUCAAAGCUUCUGCAAAGCUAACUCUUCUCCAUUCCAUGCUGGGGUCACUGAAGAAAGAAGGACACCGGGUUCUCAUCUUCUCGCAGAUGACGAAGCUGCUAGAUAUACUCGAAGACUAUUUGACUUUCGAGUUCGGGCAUGAUUCUUACGAGAGAGUGGACGGGUCUGUUCCAGUGGCUGAACGACAGGCAGCCAUUCGCAGAUACAACAAGGAUACGUCGCGCUUUGUCUUCUUGCUUUCAACUCGCUCGUGUGGACUGGGGAUCAACUUGGCUACUGCAGAUACUGUUAUCAUUUACGAUUCCGACUUCAAUCCUCACGCAGACAUCCAGGCAAUGAACCGAGCGCAUCGAAUCGGGCAGUCCAAGAAACUGCUCGUUUAUCGGCUGCUAGUUCGUGGAAGCGUAGAGGAACGUAUUCUACACCUUGCAAAAAAGAAGCUUGAGUUGGAACAGCUAUUUGCAAGCAAGUCCGGAUCACAAAAGGAAAUCGAAGACAUUCUUCAAUGGGGUGCCGAGGAUCUUUUCGGAGAGCCCUCGGAGAAAGAGAAAACAAGUGCAGAGUCUCCUCCGGGAGCUAGUAUUCAGGCACAGGAUGAGAAGCCUAAGAAAAAAGUUGGCGGCCUCGGAGAUGUUUAUGACGACAAGUGCCAUGAAACCGGACGGUCCAAAGUGAUUUGGGAUGAUCUUGCCAUUAAAAGACUCUUGGACAGAGCCUCAGUGGUUCCGGACUCCGCGGAAGCCGAUGGAGAAGGCGACAUGCUUGGUUCUAUCAAGGCUUGGGACUCUACUGAGCAAGAACACGACGCGAUUGAGGAACAUGCGGACCAGGGUGUUAAAGGCUCCGGUGCAAAUGCGGGUGAACCGAAGCCUGGAAAUGAAGAAGACAACAAGUGGGAAAGGCUACUUCGAAUCAGGUGGGAAAAGUUGCAAUCGGAAGAAGAAGCGGUUCUUGGUCGUGGAAAGAGGCAACGAAAAGUAAUUUCAUACAACGAAUGUGCUGCUCCAAAGUCGAAAGAUGUUUCUAGUGAUGUAAGUCUGUUUGCUUGCUUCAGUGCGCUGCUUGUUACACUGAAAUUUACGCAGUCCGACGAUAUGGAGGAACCGGAGCCGGAGUAUACUCCAGCUGGCCAAGCUUUAAAGCUGAAACUUGCCAGGCUUCGAGCAAGGCAGAAAGCCCGCAUAGCCCUUCGGUAUGCAGCUCCUGCACAUGUUGAUGGUGUACCGUUUCUAGCUCCAUGUCACUUCCGGGAAGCAGUUAACGAGCUGAAGCAACAUGGAGGCUGCCCAGACCUUAGGCCACCAGAUAUACUCUCGCGAAACUUCAAGGACUGUUUUCCUCUACCUGAACCGGUUGACGAGGCACUCAUGCAGAAAGCUCUAGCGUCAAGGUUGUCAAAAAUGGGGGAUGGCGUUUCAGAUGACAGACUUCCGGUGGGCGACUUGAAUCUGUUUCCCGGGAGCAUGCCACCUUCUUUACCCGACGGUGUAAGCCAGGGUUCGACUUUCAGGCAUCUGUUACCGCCGCUACCGCCGAAGACACCUUUCGCGGCUGGCUUCGUGUCCCAGGGCUUGCCAGUUCACUUUGAGAACCCAAGCAGAAGUUUUCUUCAUGGUCCGUUUGCCCAGUCGAAAGCUGACGUUUUGGAGAACAGUGACAGGAUUCGCGACGCUGAAAAGAAGUUUUCAGUUGAUCUUUCCUCCCUGGACGCAUCAAGGCAGGCAGACGAGGGGCGCCAAAGCAAUCAUGUUGAUCUGAAUAAAGACGCUGCCACAAAACGUGACGAUAGUUCCCCUUUUGAACCAAAAGUGCCACCAUUGGAACAGGGACAAAGUAAUCUGUCCAUGUCUCUCACACUUGGCAAUGCAGCGGGAGAAGGGACGCCUUACAAGCUGCCGGGAAAGUUUAGCUUUAGUGACAAGGAGGCAAGGAUAGAUCCGGCGGCACUACAACUCGAGCCUGACUAUAUCGGAGGCUUGAAACAGGCUGGUGGUCGAUCAGAUUCAUGGACAGAGGACGAACUGGAUGCAUUGUGGAUUGCAGUGAGAAGGCAUGGCAGGGGGAACUGGAUGAGUAUGCUACAGGAUCCUAAGCUAUGCUUCUCGAAGCGCAGGACUGUCAUCGACUUAGCAGAGCGUUGGCAAGCGGAGGAAGCAAAGUUGCUGGGAAAGCAUGAAGGCCAGGAACUGGAGCGUUACUCGAAACCGAAGAGAGACAGGCGCAGGCACAGGAAAGACAGGCCAGAGCAUGGCAAGUUUUCUCCGUAUGAGUUCCGGAGCAAGGCUGCCAUGCGCAGUGGAGUCAAGGAGCUGUCGAAACUGGUUCCAAACUUCGCGGACUUCAACUUUCCGGGGCUGCGGGAACGUCCAGGUCCUUUUGACAGGCCCGAGCUUCCGACCGGUGUUCUUGACAAGUUUCACGAGUCUCCUCCAGGUCUUUACGGAGCUCCGCAGCUGCCUAGCUUCAACUUCGAUGGCACAGGAAUGGCUCCUCCUCCACUUCCUCCUCCGCUACCCUUGAAACAAUCCAGCGGCGGAGGCGGGGGUGGCGGCGGCGGUGGCCAAAGUUCUACCGCAGAAAAGCCGUCGAAGCUGCCGCAUUGGUUAAAGGAAGCUUUCAGCGUGGCACCAGCGCCAGAGGCGUCAUUGUCGCCUCACGUAGCAGCAGUGGCUCAAGCGGUGUCAAUCCUUCACAAGAAUCACAAGCCGCUUUUAGCGCCCUGGACACAUUCGUGGCACCCGCUCGUUCCACCCCGGGAGCUUCCAAAGCGCAAGAAGAAGAAGAAACACCGGAGCCACGAGCAAGUCCCUGCCGAGGUUGGAGGAGGCGGCGGGGUGACACCACCGCCACCAUUGCCACCAUUACCAGCGUUACCAGCGUUACCGCCACCACCACCCGGUCCAGGAGCUCAAACUUCAGGUACUCACUUCCAACCUGUACAUUUACCAUCCUUCUCGUUCUCUAGGAGCUUACUAGAGCCUCUCCCGUUAAUCCCUCCAGUCCCGUUGCUCUCCUCCGACUCCGAUCUUAAACACAGGACUAGUGGUAGCAGCAGUAGUGCUAGAGCAGCUCCAUUUUUCCCAGAGCUCUUCCCUCCUCCUAAUUAUCCUCCUCUUCCUCCCUUUCGAUCCAAGUUCCUGGAUGGUCCUCCCGAGAGUAGUAGCUUAAGGCCGGAAGUCCCCCAGUUUCUACCACAGCAGCACAACAAUUUUGGUUCAUCGAAGCACAGACGCAGAGAUAGUCACAGGCGCAAGCAUCAGGUUGACACCACUAGCAGAUCGUCGGAUCGAGCAGAGCUGCCACCUUGGUUGAUGUCACCGCCACCUCGGCCGCCACCACCACCACCACCACCACCAAGUUUCCAAUCCACAGCAGCAGCAGCAGCAGCAGUAGCAAUGCCGGAAGUAGCAGCGGUGGAGAGACGAAGAAAGGCUCAAGCAGGGACUAGAGAUCAUGGUGACGGUGACGAUUCAUCCAGUGACACUCACUCGGACCCGGAGAUCCGGAAGAAUGGAGACGAGGACGUGGAUGGCUUCCUCGAGGUGUCGUCCGAAGGAACAGUCUCGGACAACCAGCGAUAGGAAAAAAAACGAAGAAGAAACAUUCGAGAUUUUACGGGAGAUGUUAGGAAACCUCUCUUCUCUCUGGCGCGGGCGCAUUGCUAUCUAAGAUUUGAUUGAUUCUAGUGGAAAGCUUUUUGCUUAGAAAUGGAUGAUUGAUUGAUAGAAAUCGGCCUCAAGCUUUGUCAAAGGACACCACAAAAAAAUCGAUUGAUUGAUUGA